AUGUCAUUGUUAGCACCCUCAAUGCUAGCAUCACCAUUCCAACUCCUAGAAAUCAACAUUAUUUCAGCACAAGACCUCCCACUCGUGUCAAAAUCAAUCAAAGCAUAUGCAGUUGCAUGGCUCAAUCCAGAACGUAAAUUAACCACACAAGCUGAUCCUCAUGGUCAUAACAACCCUACAUGGAACGAAAAAUUCGUUUUUCGCGUCGAAGAUGAUUUUCUUCAAUGCGAAGAUUCUGUCAUUAUGGUCGAACUCUACGCCUCGGCUUGGCUCCGUGAUGUUCUCAUCGGAACCGUAGCUAUUCAUGUCAACAAUAUUUUACCUCGUUCGGGUAAUCGUAAAUCGAAGAUCCGUUUCGUUGCAUUGCAGGUUCGUCGUCCUUCUGGUCGUCCUCAAGGGAUUCUUAACAUCGGGGUUAAUCUUGUUGACGCUACGAUGAGAAGCAUGCCGAUGUAUUCGGAGCUUAGUGCUUCGGACAUUGAGUAUGAUGAUAUAAGGAACCCUAAAAAGCAUACUCAAACCGAAAAAGGUAAUUAUGAUUCGAAUAUGAUGACCCUUCAGCGAUCACAAAGUGAAAAAAAUGAUUCGACGAUUAAUGAUUAUACUUAUAAUCCUGAUGGAAAAAAUGGUUAUUAUGAUGAAUCUGAAUCUGAAAUUGGUGUUCCGACCGGUAAGAAAGGUGUGAUCGUGAACGCGAAUGGAUCACUUUGUUCGGAUGUUGGACCUUCACCAUCUGUGGUGGCAGCUGCAAUAGCAAAAGGAUUGUAUCCUUUGCCAAUGCAGAUGACACGAAGGACGGUGAAUCAAAGUCCAAUGUUCGAGAAAUGGCCACCGGAGAAGCAGCAUGGAGGGGAGAUGUUGAACACGAGGAUGGAUAAUAGGUGGAGAGCGAUAGAGUUGCCCGGUGCGUAUGAUAAUAAUAAUAAUAAUAAUGGUGAGAAGGAUGUGGUGAAACAAACGGGGAAAGGUAAGAAUGGAAGAAAAGGUGAUGGUUUGUUUUCGUGCUUCGGAACGGUUUUAGGGUGUGAAAUUUCGAUAACUUGUGGCGGGGGUAACCGUAAGAAGAGGCAUGAGGGUAAAAAGUCUCGUGGUGCAACUGUAUCUGAACUUACUUAUGAAUCCUCUUAUGUUUGA
Trifolium pratense (red clover) is the source of this 1134-nucleotide messenger RNA. RefSeq lists its product as uncharacterized. The transcript has a single exon. The record is from RefSeq and is a predicted model, not a curated record. NCBI's taxonomy places the organism in Eukaryota, Viridiplantae, Streptophyta, Magnoliopsida, Fabales, Fabaceae. Gene Ontology annotation, biological process: defense response. Bases 1 to 1134 code for a protein of 377 amino acids.